Suillus fuscotomentosus is the source of this 3873-nucleotide messenger RNA. RefSeq lists its product as uncharacterized. The record is from RefSeq and is a predicted model, not a curated record. Gene Ontology annotation, molecular function: ATP binding; protein kinase activity. Bases 275 to 3568 code for a protein of 1097 amino acids. The transcript is spliced from 7 exons. Gene Ontology annotation, biological process: protein phosphorylation. Lineage: Eukaryota; Fungi; Basidiomycota; Agaricomycetes; Boletales; Suillaceae.
UGCUCGCAACACGGUGUCCCUUCCGACGACAUUUUCUAUCGUGACGACCUUAUCCAGGCGACCCCAGAAACCCUUUGCCGUGUCGCAUGUACCAUCAAUUCGUUGAUGAAGCUUUUUGAAGACCCUGGAGUCGGUCGUGUCAAGGUCAUCGCGGGUCAAGGCAAGAAAGGUGCCAUCGUAGCUUCAAGCAACGAUCCUUACUCCUCGGCGAAUUUCUUGCGCCGCUUCUUCCACACCGAAUCUGCUGCCACGACCAACCUCUCCAGUUCGCAGAAUGCAGAGUCCACAUGAACGAACGCUCCUCCCAGUGCGACCUGAUAGUCCGCAAUCGGGAACAUCUGCUGGCACAGCUAAGAGAGUCCCCAUCAUUGAUAAAAGCACGACACCAGCCAGUAACAGCGAUCAUGAAAUUCACCAGGUUCCCCCUCUUACGAGUCCAUGUCCAACCCCUAUAUCUCCCCUUCGCGCGCACUCUCGAACUGGACUUCCAAAUGACAGUGGCGUUAGCCCUCUCUCCAGUCUUCAGCCACUCGACAUUCCCUUCCCUCAAUCACCGACUUCGCAGGUGUCCAAUCUGUCGACAGCAGGCUGUGAUGCAGACUAUCCCCCACGACAGUCAAGAACCUCCAGCAAUCUCACUGAUAACACUGCCCUCUCCAGCAUCUUUGACAUCAGACGGGUGAGCAGCAGCAACCAAAACAAGUUUGGAACCAUCAGGACUUUCACAACUGAAGCGACCUCUUGCUCUGAGGCGCCUUCGUUCACCCGAACAGAGGCUAGCUCGGUGGCAGCAUUCAUGACAGAAGAGAUGAGCAGGAGACGGGGUAGUGGAGAGCCUGCACCUCGGUCGAGAGAGCGACGCCCGAGCGAGCCAGGUGUACUUGAUCUGGUUAGCCUCGCAGAGGAAGAGGAGAACAGUGCCUGUGGGUCGAGUUCCAAUCAUCAUCAGAAGGAGAGUUUGCAGCCUAAAGGACCCUCGCGGGUGCGGGAAACGGACGCGCAGAAUCGUGUGCGACUCGGUAAAGGCAAAUGGCCCGACGAUUUUCUGGACGCUUUCAAGCCAAGUCCAUCUCAAGCAGUCCCAAUUGCAACAUCGUCGAACAGUGUAGAUGCGCCCCUUGGUUCCAGUCCUCUAUCUGUAUCCCCGACUAGAAAGCCUUCCAUUGUUGGCUCAUCACGUCACAACGACAGCACAGAGUCCAGAGUCCGAAGGCCAUCUCAUCGGUCAACCCAUAGCGCGGAUGUCCUGAUGCCGAGGAAUUCAGUGCUUCGUUUGGAUGCCAGUUCAGAUAAUUCACCAGGCUCCAAAGUCAUUCUGCGUCGUCAGAGUACACGUAAUGGUGUUCGCAGAAAUGGGGUUUACUAUCCUCGUAAUAGCGCCGACGACCCUGGGACUCCAAAGGAUGACGAUCCUCGCAUUGUCCCCUUCCCGCGUGCCGUAUCAGGGGAACAUGCUGCUCGUGCCACACCAUCUCCCGAUUCUACUGCCAAGGGCGAUGUCACGAAUAACCAGGAUGCUCCCCGUGUGCGUGGUCGCUUCCAGAGUGAUGUUGAAGAUCAUCGAGCUCGAAGAUGCAGUCGUCCGACUUCGCUUGAUGAGUUGGGUAGAGCGCGGAGGUCUCGAUAUGAAAGCAUGGUCAAUCUAGGGGUGGCCUCUACGAACGCAAGUGCGAGCGACUUGCUAUCAAGGGACUCCGGCGACGGAAGCGCCGUACGACAGACCGUAAUAAUCAAGGAAGAAGGGAAACCCGCGAUUCAUUUCCAACUCGGAAAUUGCAUCGGCCGCGGGCAGUUCGGCACAGUGUAUCGGGCUCUGAAUCUGACAACCGGACAAAUGGUGGCAGUUAAACGAAUCCGAUUAGAAGGUCUGAAAGAGGACGAAGUUGCCCAGCUCAUGAGGGAGGUGGACUUGAUGAAAAGACUAUCACAUCCAAGUAUUGUGAAGUAUGAAGGGAUGGCUCGAGAUGAUCAAUACCUCAACAUCGUUCUUGACGGCUCAUUGGGCCAGAUGCUCAAAGCUUUCGGCAAGUUGAACGAGCAACUUGUGGCGGGCUACGUUGUCAAGAUUCUCGAGGGCUUGCAUUACUUGCAUCGUUGCGAUGUUGUCCACUGCGAUUUGAAAGCCGCCAACAUCCUCACUACGAAGACGGGGAAUAUCAAGCUCUCGGAUUUCGGCGUUUCCUUGAACCUGAAGGCUAUAGAAAGAGAGAAGGACGUUGCUGGUACUCCGAACUGGAUGGCCCCAGAGGUCAUCGAGCUCAAAGGGGCUUCAACAAAGGCUGACAUUUGGUCGUUGGGAUGCACAGUUGUCGAACUUCUUACUGGACGUCCGCCAUUUGGGGAUAUCACCAACACAAUGACAGUCAUGUUCCGCAUUGUCGAGGACGAGAUGCCAAUCCCUGAAGAAUGUUCCGAGCCGUUGAAAGACUUCCUUCAGCAAUGCUUCCAGAAGGAACCCUCGAUGCGACCUGAUGCUGAGCUAUUGUGCGAGCACCCCUGGUUGAAGAGAAAUUGGGAUGCCCUCAAGGAACUUCGUCUUCAGGAUAGCAUACCCUUUCUCCGGCGUGUUAGCACUGAUCUACAAAAGACUGACAUUGUGCACCUUGCAUCUAUGGAUAUCAACAGAAUCGAAUCACCUUCCUCGGUUCAAGAGGAGCCAUCGAAGUCCCCAAGGCGCAGAUUAUCCAGUGGACCGUCUUCGCCGAUUUCGCUUCCGGAGAAUACCCCAUUCACCCCUAUGGAUCAUUCCUUUAUCAAGACCACCUUUGGGAAACCCAUGAUCUGCAGAGUGUGUAUGGGAAGUAUCAAAAGAAGCGCCGUCAUUUGCGACAAGUGUAAUCUCAUCACUCACUCAAAAUGUGCUCCUGAAGCUCCUCCCACAUGCGACCUUCGCUCUCAACUGUUGCUUUACGCACAGUACGCCGAACAAGGAAGCCCCGCUGGUAUCCCGCUCGAUGGAUUGAAUGGGUUGCAUCCUCCUCGUCCAUCGACGAUUAUUCCUUCUGAAGUCUCCUUCGCUACCCCUUCUCCUCGACCAAGCUUGGACGUCACGCCGUCAUCACAAUUACCAUCACCCACUCCUCCCAACGUCUACAAGCUCAUAAAUCCCUUCAAACGUUCUCGUUCUUCCCUAGCAGCAGAGAAUAGGUCUUCCCCUUUGGCAUCGCCGUCAUCGAUGCCUCAGCCUCUGUCUCACGAUGAUGCCACUCCCAAGCGAAAACCCUCUAAGCUCUCACCGAAUAUGAUCUCGAAAGAACGACCUCAUUCAUUGUCAAGUAAUGGUACUGCCCCCAAUGCCGGUAGCAUGAAGAAGGCUGACAGCCAGUCCAGCCGUCAAGAACCAGGCCGUAAAUCCUUCUUUUCAAUAGUUGAGCCUGAUACACAUACGAUUCCACAACUUGGUCCGCCAGUUCCCGACAAGAAAUCAUUUUAUGCCCAUGCUACGACUGCCACUCUCAAUGAUCGUAUGGACAAUUCAUCACGCCACAUUCCGGGCACAGUGCCCAAUGAACCUGACCGUCACAAAAAACGGGCAGCAGAGAAACCAUCAGGCUGCACUGUUCAGUGACUCUUCUCUUACAUCUACUGUCAUCCUCGCCUGCAUCAAUCAUCCGAACAUAGCAUGAUUCAGAUACCGUCAUGGACACUGUACCACUAAAGUCCUUAGUGCUUUUACCCAUUUAUUACUGAUCACUACUAUACUGUUCAUUAAGACGUAUAUUAAUAUAUACUCUAUUUUAGCACUUAUAUCCUGGUGCAAUAUCUAAUCACCAACCACCUCAAGUUCAGUGUCCUGAUAUCCGCUGACAUAAUCUCAGCGUGCGGCGCCGAUAUCUGCCCAGGUUCGGGCCGCUCCGUCGUCCGACGGUCCAG